Molecule: messenger RNA, 849 nt
Organism: Amphimedon queenslandica
Lineage: Eukaryota; Metazoa; Porifera; Demospongiae; Haplosclerida; Niphatidae
Product: threonine aspartase 1-like
Exons: 11
Coding region: 1-849 (282 amino acids)
Biological process (GO): protein maturation
Cellular component (GO): cytoplasm
Molecular function (GO): threonine-type endopeptidase activity
Source: RefSeq, a predicted model, not a curated record
AUGCCCUUUAUUGCUGUUCAUGCUGGUGCUGGAAAGUUCAAUGAAGAAGAUGUCAAAGAAUUGAAGAGUGUCUGCAGACUAGCUUGUGAUAAAGCUAUGGUGAAGUUAAAAGAUGGUUGUGAUGUUAAUGAAGCUAUUACUGUAGCUCUUAGUGUACUGGAGGAUUCUCCAUUAACUAAUUGUGGUACUGGCUCAUGUCUAACUUAUAAAGGAACUGUUGAAUGUGAUGCUAGUAUAAUGAAUGGGAAAGGAGACUUUGCUUCUGUUGGAGCUGUUUCUGGUGUCAAGAAUCCAAUAGUGUUAGCUCAUCAGUUGUUAUUAAACCAGUCAAAAGGAUUAAUGUCAUUAGGUCGUAUUCCACCAAUGUGUGUGUGUGGUGAUGGAGCACAUCAAUGGGCUAUCGAGAAUGGAGUACCCGUUUGUAAUCCUGAUGAUCUAAUUACUGAGGAAGCAAAAGAGGUAUAUUUGGAUCAUAUUGAGAGAUUGAGAAGAGAAGAUGCAAAGGAAGGAAGUGAGCAAUGUGCUGCUAAAAGAAGAAAAGUCAAUGAUAGCCAAAGUAAACUGGAUACAGUUGGUGCUGUUUGUAUUGAUGGUAAUGGAUUGAUAGGAGCUGGUGUAUCUAGUGGAGGAAUAUCAUUGAAACACACUGGAAGAAUAGGACAAGCUGGUGUGUAUGGAUGUGGUUGUUGGGCCAAGAGACACAGUGACUCAUCACAGAUAGCAUCCAGUGCAUCAGGUGUAGGAGAAUACCUCAUUAAGACUCAAUUAGCAAAAGAGAUUACCACUUCACUUGUAGGUCAGUCAGUGACUAUACAGGCUGCCUUCCAUCAGACAUUUCUUGGUUUGUAA